AUGGCGACCGCGGACGCCUCCCGGAGCCCCAGCCCCACCACCGGCACGGCCCGGGGGGGGACGGAGAAGUCACCGCCUCGCUCCGCAAGGGAGGAAGAGAAGCAGAAGAAGGUUCAGGGGCUGGAAAAGCAACGAGGCUCUCCCUCCAGAACAAAGACUGAUUCGAGGGUUUCCGUGAUCUCCAGGAGAUCCCAGGCCCGGGAGGAGGAGGAGGAGGAGGAGGAGGAGGAGGAGGAGGAGGAGUGGACCAGCAAUUCCUCUCUGCUCUCUGGUGGUGACACUUCCAGAGCAAUAAAACCAGUCCAGGCCUUCGUGAGGGUCAAGCCCACGGCUCAUUUUGCCCAGGACAUGAUCAAGUUUGGGGCAGACAACAAGAGCAUCGACAUCCACAUCGAGAAAGAUGCCAGGGGAGGGACUGUGAACAACUCCUCCACUGACUGGUCCUUCAGGAUGGAUGGGCUUCUCCACAACACCUCCCAGGACCAGGUCUAUGAGGCUGUGGCCAAGGACGUGGUGGCUGAAGCUUUACGUGGCUGCAAUGGCACCAUCAUGUGUUAUGGGCAAACUGGGGCUGGUAAAACUUACACCAUGACUGGAGCAACCUCUGAGUACAAGCACCGAGGGAUCAUCCCCAGGGCUCUCCAGCAGGUGUUUAAAGCAGCUGCAGGAUCCCUCACUCUCUCCAUCAGAGUCCGAAUUUCCUACCUGGAGAUCUACAACGAGGCCCUGUUUGACCUGCUGUGCCCGGGGCUGGGCCGUGGCUGCAGGAACCCCCCCCUGGCUGUGCUGGAUUCCCCUCGGGGGGUUCACGUCAGGGGUCUGUCCAUCCACCCUGUCAGCCACGAGGAGGAGGCCCUGCACCUCCUUUUUCAGGGUGAGACCAACAGAGUGAUUGCAGAGCACGCCCUGAAUAAGAAUUCCUCCAGAUCCCACUGCAUCUUUACUAUUUAUCUUGAGUGUCGUUCCAGAACCAACACAGAUCUCAAAGGCAUUAAAUCCAAAAUCACCCUGAUAGACCUGGCAGGUUCCGAGAGACUGAGCAAGAUCACGGCUGCAGGACAGCUCCAGAGAGAGAACUCCUACAUCAACAGGUCCCUGACGUUCCUUGAGCAGAUCAUCCUGGCCCUGGCUGAUCCCAGGAGGGGCCACAUUCCCUUCCGGCAGAGCAAACUCACUCACGUCCUCAAGGACUCUCUGGGGGGAAACUGCAACACUGUCCUGGUGACCAACAUCUGUGGGGAAGCUGCUCACGUGGGAGAGACGCUGUCUUCCCUUCGCUUUGCCACCAGGAUGAGGUGGAUCACAGCAGAGCCGCUUCCCAACGUGACCUUUGACCGGGAGGUGUCAGUGAAGGCUCUGGAGGAGGAGAUUGAACUCCUGAAGCAGGAACUGGCCAUGCAGGACAUGUUUGCAAAUCAUUUUUCCGGGACUUACAGCCCCCUGAGUGGUGCCCAGAGAGCAGCAAUUAAAUCCCAGGUCCACAAAUACCUGAGAGGAGCCAUUGAGGAGAUCGAUAUAGUGAGCAUCCAGCAAAUCCAGGAGGUGUUUAAACAGUUCAAAGUGAUUGUAAGUCAGCAGCAGGAGGAGGUGGAGGCCAAGUUGAGGAGCAGAUACAUUCUGAUUGACAAGGGGGAGUUCCCUGCUGGGGCCAGGCCUGUGUCUGACUUUGGCUCUGAUUUCGGUUGGCUGCUGGAAGAUGAUGAGGAGGAGGAGUACAAGGAGGAUGAGGAGGAGGGAGGUGUGGGUGAUUUGGAGGAUGGUUUGGUGCAGGAAGUGGAAAAGCUGCAGAAGGAGGCUUUGGAGCCUGGAACUUCCUCUUCCUCACCCGUUCCCGGGGACAAGAAGGACGACAAGAAGAGUGAUGAGCAGACCAACUUCCCCCCAUCCAAGGAAGAGGCGUUCGAGCUGUUCAAGCAGGGGGCUGGCAGGGAGAUCAGCAGCAUCUUCAGGGACAACAAGAACAUCCUCCUGGCCAGGCAGAGGAGCAGCAAUUCCGUGGCACGGAGGAUCAACGAGGUCAGGCGGGAGAUGGAGGGACUCAGGCAGGCCCUGCAGGGGAAGAAGCGGAAGCGGUGGCAGGAGGGGGAAUACACGGACGAGAAGGGCCAGGUCAUCAUCGAUGAGAAGGAGUUCUCCCUCAUCCUGAGGCUGAAGGAGCUGAAGGAAGAGCACAAGGCUGGUUAUGCUGAGCUGCAGGACCUCAAGGCAGAGAUCCAGUACUGCCAGGAGCUGGUGGAUAAGUGCAGGAGAAGGCUCGUCUUGGAGUUUGAGAUCUGGUACAACGAGGCCUUCCUCAUCCCUGAAGAUGUGCGGGAAGCUCUGAGGCCCGGUGGGAGCAUCCGGCCUGGAAUGGUUCCCAUCAACAGGGUCCUGUGCCUGGAUGAAGAUGAGCAGGACAGGUUUGAGCGGAUGCAGGAGACCAACCUGCCGGACUGCCCGGGAUCCACCCCCUUCUACAGGGCCAAGAUGAAGAUUGAGCAGCAGCACACCUUUGACAGGACCAUGCUGGCCCUGCAGCAGAUGCGCAGGAGAGCCGGGAUCCUCAGGGCUGCUGGGAAGAACAAACCCCUCUCCUGCCUGCACAGCACGUAGCAGGCUGGGCUCAGCCUGGAUGCCAGCAUUCCCUGAGGAAUGCCAGCUCCCAGAGUGCCUCCUGCUCGUGUCCACCAUCGAUCUGUAAGAAUAAACACUGGGAAAAUCGAA
Messenger RNA from Myiozetetes cayanensis, 2703 nucleotides. RefSeq names its product kinesin family member 9 (gene KIF9). The coding region runs from base 1 to 2592 and encodes 863 amino acids. Gene Ontology annotation, molecular function: ATP binding; microtubule binding; microtubule motor activity. The transcript has 22 exons. The record is from RefSeq and is a predicted model, not a curated record. Lineage: Eukaryota; Metazoa; Chordata; Aves; Passeriformes; Tyrannidae. Gene Ontology annotation, biological process: microtubule-based movement.